AUGUUUGGCCUUGAACCGCCCUCUAAGCGACAACGCCUCGAUGUCGUUGACCACGGCCGCUCCCCGAUAGAAACGGCAACCGCAACCGCAGCCGAGGCCGCAUCAACACCAGAGGGAGAGCGGGAGACAGACCGCAACUCGACAAAAUGGCCCAGCUCUCAACCUUAUCCUCACCCGCAAGCGCCAUCAAACUACCCAGAACCGACUAGCUACGCAUCGCCGCACUCCACGGCAAAUAUAAGAACUGUCGAAACAAGCAACACCGACCCCUUCCACUCCUCGCCCGGGAGCUGGUACCAGGAUGGCUUCUCCCAGGACCCAGGCUUCCUUGCGUCGCAGGAAGAACUGCGCGCCAUUCUCUUCACACUUGCGAACUCGGCGGCUCCGACACGCGCGAGUAGCCCAGAAACUGCAAAGAGGGAGUUAGACCUAGACUCCAAUGCGUCGCCGACUACGUCUGUCUCGCGGUCGUAUCAGCGACAGCUCCAUGAGCGGCGGAGGAGAAGGGAAUCCCCGCUCUCAAGUCGAAGACGGAUAGAGUAUUUGAAGAAUUAUGUUGCUGAGAUUGCGCCCUGGCUCGACAUGUUUGACUCCCACUGCACAUUUCGCCAACAACUCCCUGCGCUCUCUCACUCCUUCCCAGCGCUGCUCUACGCAAUCCUUGCCAUCUCCGCACGCCAAAUGGAACGCAAGUCCGGCAUCCAGGACUGGUACGACAGUCUAGAGCUCUACCAAGAGGCAAUUCGGCUUCUGAGCCCGCUUAUCCAGGUCCGUGACCCGAAGAUUGUCGCGGCUUGUGUGUUGCUCUGCUGUCUGGAGAUGAUGUCCGCCCGGGCGCAGGACUGGCACCGGCACUUGGAGGGGUGUGCGGCAUUGUUCGAAGCCAGUGGAAUUCAUGGAUUCUGUGGGGGGUUACUGCAGGCCGUCUUUUGGUGUUAUGCAAGGAUGGAUCUUUGCGGUGCGCUGAUAUCAGAUGGAACAAGGACGACUGUUUUACAUCCUUCUAAGUGGCUUCCGAUUGGGUGCCAGGAGGAAGACGCAUACAGGUUAUUUAAAGAUGUGCGGACCCCUGACAUGCACGCAAACUACGCCGUGUAUUUAUCCGUGAAAACAACCGAGCUCGUAUCCAACCGCACCAAAUUCGUCGAGCUUGGCGAAGACAACGGCUGUACGACCGAAGUAUUCACUUCCCGCUGGACAUCAUUAUGGAGCGGCCUUCAGACCUGGCUCGCCGAACGACCCUCAGAACUGGUCCCCAUCCAAACAAUAAGCCGCAAGCCGUUCCCACACAUCCUUUUCGUGCACUGGUCGGCUAUCUCCUCAAACCAGCUGUACCACACUUCUUGCAUCUUAUUGCUAAAGAUGAUGCCCAAAGGCUUGCGACUGCCGCGGUCGCCAACGCUGUCUCUACUCUGGCAUGCGCGCCGCAUAUGCGGAAUUUCAACAAGCAAUAAACACCAAGGUUGUCUGAAUAAUGCUAUCCAGCCUCUGUGGAUCGCGGGGCGCCUAUUCAGCCACGCCUCAGAGCACGAGCAGAUUGUCAAGAUCAUUCGCGACAUUGAGGCCGAGACCGGUUGGGGUGCUUGUUGGCGUAUUCGCGAUUUGGAGGUUGCGUGGGGAUACAGUGUUAGUAGCCGGAGGGAGACGACCAUGAACCAACAUUUCUCAACGUCAAUCGAUCAGCGACGUAUCAUUGUCGGGUGA
Aspergillus versicolor CBS 583.65 is the source of this 1704-nucleotide messenger RNA. RefSeq lists its product as uncharacterized. The record is from RefSeq and is a predicted model, not a curated record. The coding region runs from base 1 to 1704 and encodes 567 amino acids. Gene Ontology annotation, molecular function: DNA-binding transcription factor activity; transcription cis-regulatory region binding. The transcript has 3 exons. Gene Ontology annotation, cellular component: nucleus. Gene Ontology annotation, biological process: positive regulation of transcription by RNA polymerase II. NCBI's taxonomy places the organism in Eukaryota, Fungi, Ascomycota, Eurotiomycetes, Eurotiales, Aspergillaceae.